Molecule: messenger RNA, 2259 nt
Organism: Colossoma macropomum (tambaqui)
Lineage: Eukaryota; Metazoa; Chordata; Actinopteri; Characiformes; Serrasalmidae
Exons: 4
Coding region: 427-1893 (488 amino acids)
Source: RefSeq, a predicted model, not a curated record
GGCUGAGACGGGUCUGUGUUCGGAAUCGCUCCCUGUUACAUGAGUAGUGCGCUACACGGUGAGUCGGUCAGUCUGGACUGCUGAUGGAGGUCUCAGUGGUCAGUAGCUCCCAGUUCGUCCUCCAGUCCGUUCACGACACAGCGUCCGCUAUGGUCCAUGAAUUAACAAGUGACUCUUUAAGAGCACAGAUGCUGACUCGUGAAGUCGACUGGGCAGCAAGGCAUCAAGGCGACUGCCUUCAGUUUCGGACACAGCCAAAGUGUAGCCGCCCCGCCCGGAUCCCAGGUCCCUCCUUCUUUCCCUUGACUCUCCAAUGACUGCAUAGCAACUGUUACUAUCCGCCAUUUUUUCGGUCAAGCAUUCGGGACUAUUAAGAAGCGCGCAAGCGGUUUCUUACGGACAUAUUUUGAAUUCUGAGCUCCAGAUAUGGUCAAACGGUGUGUGUGGGGGAACUGUAGAAGCGACACACGAUACCCUAACAGAGUAGAGGGUGUCUCUUUCUAUCCGUUUCCUAAACCAAAGACAAAUUUUCAGAAAUGCCAGCUCUGGAUUCGUCUGUGUGGUAGACCACAACAUCGGCUGAACAUAGACACCAUCAGCAAGAACACCUACGUCUGCUCAAAGCACUUUGUCAAUGGAGGCCCAACAGAAGAGUUCCCAGAUCCACUGGAUGCACUGGAUGAGAAGAAUACCCCCAGAUCACCUCCGAAGAAAAAACAGAGGUGCGAACUGACGGAAACCAUAAAUGCAAGUACAGAGGUUAUUCCACCCGACAACACAACUCUGGCACGUGAAGCUGACCUUAUCCCGUAUGGAAGUGUGGACAUCAUGGCAGGAACAGGAGGCAUGGCACUAAGGCAAAUCAAAUCAACAUCUGUAGAGGAUUCACUGAGAAUGACCGCCUACAUUCAGUCUGAGGAAAUUAAGCAUCUGAAAAAGCAACUAUCUGAAUUACAGUAUAUCAGUGUGACACCUGAAUUAAUCAAUAACAGCAACAUCCCUAAUUAUUUUGAAUUUUGUACUGGAUUCACCUUUGACAUGUUUAAUCGUCUGUGCGCUUUUCUUAGAGUCCCCACUGACUGCAUAACUCCACAAACACACAUUCCUCUCACCUACAGAAAGGAAACUUGGCACACAAAAAAGAUGCCCUUUCGCAAUCAGUUCUUGCUUGUUUUGAUGAAAUUGCGCAACAACUAUGACAUGAAGGAUCUGGCGUUUAAGUUCCAAAUUGAUGUGAAGAGCACAAACUUAAUUUUCAAUGCUUGGAUAAACUACUUAUACCUCCGGCUGGGUCAGAUACCAGUAUGGCCACACAGGGACAUUAUCACAGCUCGCAUGCCAGACAACUUCAAGAAAGACUUCCCCACGACAUUUGCACUUUUGGAUUGUACAGAAUUGAAGCUUGAAAGACCAACGUCACUGCUGCUCCCCAGUCAGGCCGUCUCUGAUGGCAAAUCCUCAAACACGCUUAAAGGGCUAGUUGCAUGCGAUCCUCGUGGAUCCAUAUUAUUUGUGUCCAUGCUUUACGCUGGAUCAAUUUCAGACAAGGACAUUUUUCAGCAAUGCAACAUCACCUCUCUACUUUACAGUCUCAUUCAGGUUGGCUACCUACACCCAGGUGAUGCUUUGAUGGCAGACAAAAGCUUCCAGAAUGAGAAAGAUGUUGAGGAAAUUGGUCUGUGCCUCAGCAUACCCCCGUUUACAAAGGGCAGUGAGCAGAAGACAAAGAAAAUGGCAAAACACAAAGCAAAUGUCAAGAGAGCUGUUGCAAAAAUAAAAAAAUUCAAAAUAGUGUCUGAUAAAAUUCACACCUCCACACUUGGUAAGAUUAAUCAGAUUUGGUUUGUGGUCAGCAUGCUGACAAACUUUCAGCCACACAUUUUGGGUCAGUAGGUAACUUAAAGAGGAUAAAACCUCUCCCUAUGCAUUGUUUACCUCAUAACUCAGUCAACUCCAUAUGGAGUCUCGCUCAGCUAUUUUAAUGGGUUGAUUGGCCCAAGUCCCUGUCAUACUUCUGAAGUCCCUAUCAUAUUUAAGAACUCAACAUCUGCAUCUUUGACCUCCAAAACUUGAGCUGCGGGUGAGAAAAUGUUGAUUGUUACUGUAAAUAUGAACUGUACAUACACAGUAGCUGUAGGUCACAAAAUGACUGAGAUUGUACUCUUUGAUAGUUAUAUAUCAAAACCUGAUUAUUUACUAGCAAACAUUCAUUAUAUUGUUACUGCAGGAAAAAAAUAAAACUCAACAAAUUAAAGUGGA